Messenger RNA from Aspergillus wentii DTO 134E9, 1450 nucleotides. RefSeq lists its product as uncharacterized. The record is from RefSeq and is a predicted model, not a curated record. The coding region runs from base 346 to 1263 and encodes 305 amino acids. Lineage: Eukaryota; Fungi; Ascomycota; Eurotiomycetes; Eurotiales; Aspergillaceae. The transcript has a single exon.
GCCACAAGAACUUCCCUAGAACAAUCUAUGAAAUUAUUUUUAGUGAUCAGCGCAGUCUAAAUGCUGCAGUUAUCUCGGCAUCUUCUAGUCGUGACAGCAUCACAAUAGCCUUGUGGGGCGCGCCGCGUGGCGUGUGCGUGUUGCACCACCAGAAUUUAUCCAGAUGAUCGAACUAAAGACGAACUAACAGCAUCUUAUUCGGGCCGGGUGAAGGUAAAAAUAAACCGAACUUGUCGUGGCCUAUGAGGCUGGGGGGAUGAUGGGCAGAUUUUUAUCGCCUUUUAUUUGGCGGUUGUGCCCACUUGCUGACAACCACCACCACAACUUUGAUUGCAUCUGCUCAGGAUGAAGAAAUUAUCGAUUCUGUUUGUUUUCCUGUCGCUGGCUUUGCUAGGAUUGAGUCAUCCUUAUGCGGCUGCGACUCCGGCUCAGCCUGCUGCGAGGACUGCAGAUCUUCCGGCUCCCACAGCUGCGCCAGAGCUGAUCAACUCCGACGACCAAAAGCCAUGGAUUAUCCAGAAGCGAGACUCGUCAGACACAACGACAGAGUCGGAGUCUUCGACGUCGACGACAGAUAGCACAACUUCAGAAACCUCGACAAGCACCUCAGAGACUUCUACCUCCGACACCACAACAUCAGACACUUCCACCACUUCGUCCACGACGUCCACGACAUCCACGAGCUCUACAUCUACAACAACUUCCUCUUCAUCCUCCACCACCUCAUCCUCCAGCUCCUCAACCACAUCGAGCACCUCAACUACCUCCAGCUCAUCCACCACAACCAGCUCAUCCGCCACAGCAACAAGCACCACCAUCGCCGCAGAAGCCGAACGAGACCACAAAGGCACCAUCGCCGCCAUCGCGACCUUCAGCUCCCUCGGCUUCAUCUUCGUAGUCGGCUGCUUGGCCGCCUACUGGCGCAAGAAGGUCAAGGAACGCCGUAUCGCCGAACAACAGGAACUCCUACAAGCCGGGUCAUCCGCAUACUCAAUGGUGCCUUUGAGCGAGGGGGCUGGGAAAUCAACCAGUGAGGUGAAGCUAGAUCGGAUGUCGAUGAUGUUUGCGACAGAGCCUCGGCCAGAAGAGCAACUGGCUUUUAGAGCAAGUAAUCCGAUGCUGGAUCAAUAUCAUCAGCAACAACAGUAUGGAGAUGGAGUGGGAUAUGGACGGCCACUUUCGGGGCCUCCGCAGUUGUAUGACCAGCAUGCUCCUUUGGCGGCAUCGCAAGAGGAUUAUAGGCCAAGUUCGAGUCGAGUAUGAUUGUUGGACAAAAAAUUUGGAUAAUGACUUUGUAUGCUUCGAUAUAGACCAGAACUAGACAUUUAUAUGGCAUCGCAUUAGCAACAAUCGAUUAACACAUGUUUAUACCUACUUUCUGAAACAUUGACAAAAUCAAACGUCUUCUUACAAAGGACUUUAGCUAGGUAUUCUCGUCGACCCAAUUUCC